GUGCCAGCUUGCCUUGAAUAUUUUUACACGUCAGGAGAAAUAAAACCCAUAAUAAUAAUUCGUCACUGUCCAUUAAACAAGGACCAACAAGUGAAAGCAAAUGAUACAUCUUUUCCGCAACUCUUACACACCAGAAAAUGUUGCUUUGGCGAUACAAUAUUCGACAGCGGCGCAAAGACAUGUGUGACCCGAUUAAACGAAUCACAGAGUCUUGGAGCAUUUUUGUUCAAUAGAUCAACUGACGCAGAAAGUUCAGUGAUACUCACCCAAGGUCCACCUAAGUGUAAAGGGCCGAUCGUUAACUAUGAAAUUAACGAAAAUGAUAUCUUCCUACGAAACAAUACAUAUUCGGUGAGCAAGAAAUUAGAACUUCUAAUUGUAAAAUAAUUUUCAUAACAAUUGCGUAUCAAUUAUUAUUUUAAGUAUGCUGGAAAUUUAAAUUUUUUAGUUAGGUUAACAAUAUGCAAUUAAAGAAAAUAAAAUUUCAGUUUUACACAAGAUUUUAUUGCACAAUAUUUCUUUUGAUGUUUCGUUUUUUCACUUUUAUGCAUGAACAAAGUAUACAUUGGCACAAAUAUGAUUUCUGAAUUAUACAGUAGCGUCUAUUAAUAUUUUGACACAAAUAUUUUUAGCGAUAUUGUUUUAUUUUUACUAUAUAUCCAAAAAAUUAUCUUACCAAGGUGACAAAAAUAAAUUCUUGUACCUAAUUAAAACAAAAAUAUUGAAACUUCUUGCUCAUACAUAAAUAUUUUGUAACCAAAUUGUAUUUGAAGUCACCAUAAGUAUUUUAUCAUUAUUUGAAAUAUUAAUUUUAGCCAGAAUUUAUAACUAAAUGCUUAUAUUGUAAAUAUAUUAAUGUUCUGUCUUACAAUGUUUAGUGGCAUAUCCAUUUGCUUUGAUUACUGCCGCACAAAGAAGUGACAUUAAGUUGAGGAGCUUUAAUAUGAGAGUAAGAAGGAUUUUUAUCCAUUUUACUUUUAAAACCAUGAAAAAAAGCUUCGUAUUUGAAUAUUUGCUUUUCUUAACGUACGUACCUAAGCUCUUCCUACAUUGUCCUUGUAGGAUUUAAAUCGGGACUCUGAAUAGGCUAGUCUAAAGCUGUUAUUGUUUUCUUAUAAAUGAAGCUAAUUACAAGUUUAGAGGUGCCAAUGUAUAUUAUGUAUACAUUUUUCACUUUUUCUGAGAUGACAGUUCUUAAAAGAUGCUAUGUUAAUGUUAGUAAUAAAGAUUGGCUUCUUAAUUUAUUAAUUCCGUGAUAUUAUUUAUUCUGAUUCAAACUAAGAGCUGUGUUUGAAACCGAAAGUAACGAUACAUAGUCCAUAAGACUCAGAUAUUUUAUGCAAAAUCAAAGAAUAUUAUUUCAGGCACAAAUCCUGCUAAAAUUAAAGUUAAAACCGUACACAAGCCUAUCUUGUCUAUAAAUGUAUUAUGUACAAAACGUGAUCUAGUCUCAAUUGUACAUUAAAUGUAUUGCCAGUUAGAAAACAGCAUCAUAUUUAUCUUGCGUGGGUAAUACUGUGUAAUUGUAUAAAUUUUUAUGGCAUUAUCAUGUCAAUAGCACAAAUUUUGAUGAUGAUGGUUUUAAAAAUGCUAACAAGUUGUUACAUAAAGUUGUCACGUAAUGAAGGUAUCAAUUUAGCAACAAAUGCAAAUUUAGGCUUCAUAAUUCUGACAACAGUCAUGGUACCAAUGCUGAAAAAUAAUGUCAAAGAAGAACCAAUUACUGAGGAUAACGCUUGUCUCGAGAUGACGCCGGAUUUUGCAGUUAAAAGAAAAUUGAUAAUCCGUAUCUGCAGAGAUCCGGAAUUCUGUGACACGAACGCUUGUAUCAGAAAGUGCUGUCCGGAAGAUAGAUAUUUUUAUGAAGACGGUUGCAUUAGUUUUCUCUAUUUUACCAAUGAAGUGGGAGAAUUUUACAAUGCUUUUGUGAACGCCGUGAAUCAGAUAAAUUCGUUCACUUUCGACACGAAAAAAAGCCACGGAAUUUUGAUUCAGAAACCAUCGUGUGACUCUGUGCACAGUUACGAUCCUCAUAAUUGGGAAAAACUUGUGUUACUGACAUCAAAUGGACAUAUUUUUAUCAAUAAUUAUGAUACGGACAACAUGUACUGCUUCGAAGUCCGACAUAACUAUUCCGACUACAACUCUGUUCGUUUUGAAUUGUUUGCCUGUUCCAAAUACCUGAGUAAUGAGCAUUUUAAAAGCGCUGACUGGUGGUUCGCCAUAUUGGUCGUCAAAUGUAUAUUUCUGUUGAUGACGUUGCUAGUGUACGCGUACUUACCGAAUCUGCAAAAUAUUCAUGGAAAAACGGUUAUAUGUUAUGUGAGCAGUAUCUUGCUGACUACCAUCUGCGCAUUCAUCAGCAAUUGGUACGUCAAUGUUGGAUAUAAGCCACAAAAAACAUCGUGCAAAGUUUUAGCUUACAUCGGGUUUUUUUUUUUUCAUGCGAUAUUUUUCUGGCUUAAUGUCUUGUGCUUCGACAUAUGGCGAACAUUCGGAUCUGUGCGUGAGAAUAUGAAUAUAAAGGACCGCAAAAAUACGAAACGGUUGCUGUUGUACUGUUUACAUGGGUGGGGCAUCCCUUUACUGUUUUCAAUCUUUAUUAUCGUUGCCGAUAACACGGAUUUCCUGCCAGAAUAUCUGGCACCCGAUAUUGGCAAUAUCGGAUGUACGUUAUCAUAUAGAUACAAUUGGAAUAACUACAGCGAUUUAAUUUUCGCUUAUGGACCGCAGACGAUUGUAACAAUAUCCAACGUGCUAUUUUUCAUUCUCACGGCGAAAUAUUACAAUACAGUAAAAGCGGAUAUAAAAAAUAUAAAUACCGAUCCCAGAAGCAAACAAUUUGAUUCCAUUAAGAACAGAUUUAUCAUGUUCGUCAAACUGUUCAUCGUUAUGGGAAUGCAAUGGAUAUUCGAGACAGUAGAGUACUUCCUCGCCAAAUCUUUAGGUUUCGAUCAUCACGUGAAGGUGUUUUUUUACCUCAUUUUAGUCUUAGAUUGUCUUGAAGGUUUAUUGAUUUUCAUUAUUUUUGUUAUGAAAAAAAAUGUGUAUCAAGCUAUUCGCAAACGAUUGCAAGAUAUAAAAAAAAAUUAAUCUGCAACGUAAUGUCAUUGUUUAUUUAUAUAGUCAGGAAAAACGCGAUCAACUACGCUAUAUUUUUGUUUCAUUUACGCGACUUAUGUUUUAAAAAGAGUCGAUAACUAAGCCAUAUUGAGAAUUUAAGAGAUCGGAAAGAGGGUAACGAUAUAAAAGAGAGAGUAACAAUUUAAAUAGGAAAACAGAUGGACCAUUCCAGGGAUUUGGUUAAUCCGGAAAAGAUGAUCCUAACUAGCAAUACAAUGAAUUGAAUAAGGAAAGGAAUCAAACAGAAAGAUUGCAACAAAAGUUCGAAAAGAUCAUUGCCUGAAAGCGACAUCCUGCUCUAGUAAAAUUUAGUUUACACCAAAAUGAGUGGACAAAAGAUGACGUUGAAGAAAUCACCAAUACGUCGAAAGUAAAGCAAUCUGUCGGUUUGUCUUCUGUUCCUAAAUUUGCUGAUGAAAUGAGUGUACACUUUUAAAGUAAAAUGAAAAAAAGAGAGUACUACGGCUGCUGUAAACAUUAUGGUUACCGCCAUUAUCCCCGUUAUUAAAUAACGAAGUCAAAUAAUUUUUUAUGGAAUUAUACAAUUAAUAGCCCGCUGUUUUUAAUAGCGCUAACGUGCCAAUACACAAUAACAAUAGUUAUAAAGUACUUUUACUUUUCAGAACUUUUAAACUUUUCCAACAUAUAUAUGCACUUCAUUCCUCAUACGUCGUCAUUGUUUUUAUACUUGACCGUAUUAUCACUCGAAUAAAUGUACAUUCGAGUGCUUCUUUGUCAUUUAACUUUAUGUUCAGCUAUACACACUUUGAAUUACGCGGAGUAACACAAUACCAUGGAAUUUUGUUAAUAGUUUUUUAAACAAUAUUUUCGUAUCGAAAUAUUUCUUCGAUAAAUCGACUGUUAUUUUAAAGCGCAUUGUUCAGAAACACUAAAAGUAGAAGCACUCUUCUAAUCUAUAAAGUUUAAAAGUCAGUAAGGUUAGAAAGGAUGUUCCAAUCCAGUCUAAUGCAGGAAUACAAAACACAGCUAUUCGCCACCGAAAUUUGACGAGCUCAAGUAAUUCUCCAAAGAUUUGUCUAGAUGCGAAAAUGUAAAUAAGGACAUCUUAAUCGACUCGUCAUUAAGAAACAUGGAAGUAAAUGCCAUGCACAAGCAGUGGGCUUUGCACAAGGGCAUAGAUGUUCCGUAAAUUGCACACUCUGCACAAGGACAUGAUCAAUUCACAAUCAAUCUCUCUCUUAUCGUCUCAGGACAGUACAUUUUAAUUUGCCAUUUUUUCAUACAAUUUUUGAUUUACCAAAUAAAAUGUAUCAAACACGUCAACCAGAGUAUGAUUCUCUUAAUGUAUCGUCGGACAUGGAAAAUUUAUUAUAUUAUCAAUAAUAAGAAUGUACGAUAGUUUUUGUAAAGAUAUUGUAAACAAGUCAUAAAUAUAUGUCUGUGUAAAAUCUGUA
Solenopsis invicta (red fire ant) is the source of this 4538-nucleotide messenger RNA. Its product is annotated as G-protein coupled receptor Mth2-like. The record is from RefSeq and is a predicted model, not a curated record. The transcript is spliced from 8 exons. Gene Ontology annotation, molecular function: G protein-coupled receptor activity. Lineage: Eukaryota; Metazoa; Arthropoda; Insecta; Hymenoptera; Formicidae. Gene Ontology annotation, cellular component: membrane. Bases 1549 to 3093 code for a protein of 514 amino acids. Gene Ontology annotation, biological process: cell surface receptor signaling pathway; G protein-coupled receptor signaling pathway.